AUGAAGGCCGUGGUGAUCAAGGGCAAAGAAGCCACCGUCGACCGCGACCGGCCCACGCCCAAACUGCGCGACGACUAUAUCCUCGUCAAGACCGCGGCCGUGGCGCUGAACCCGACGGAUUGGAAACACGUCGCCUUUGGCCUGGGCGCGCAGGGCGGCCUGGUCGGGUGCGAUUUCUCGGGGACCGUCGAGGAGGUCGGAUCCGCCGUGACCAAGUCGUGGUCCAAGGGUGACCGCGUCGCCGGGGUCGCGCACGGCGGCAAUGCCGUCCAGCCCGACGACGGUGCCUUUGCCGAGUACGUGCUCGCCAAGGGGGACAUUCAGAUCAAGAUCUCGGACUCGUUGAGUUUCGAAGCCGCGGCGACCCUGCCGCUGGGGACGACGACCGUGAUGCAGGGAUUGUUCCAAAAGGCCUUGAAGCUGAAUUGGCCGACCGAUCCGAUCAAGGAGAAGACCUACGUCCUCAUCUACGGCGGCAGCACGGCUACUGGCGCCCUGGGCAUUCAGUUUGCGAAUCUAGCCGGAUACACCGUGCUGACGACGUGCUCGCCGCGCAACUUCGACUACGUCAAGUCUCUCGGCGCGGCCGAAGUGUUCGACUACAACGACAAGGAGGCCGCGGCCAAGAUCCGCCAACUCACGGACGACAAGCUCAAACUGGCGUGGGACACGAUCAGCGAAAAGGACAGCGCGCAGUUCUGUGCCGACGCCCUCUCCACCGGAUCCGGCGGCCGGUACGGGUCCAUCCUCCCGGUCAGUUGCCCGCGCGAGGAUGUCGAGAGCGUCAGCACGCUCAUGUACACCAUCUUUGGCGAGUCGUUCAAAUUCGGGCCCCAGGAAUUCCCGGCCAUCGGGGAGGACUUUGAGUACGCCAAGAAGUUCCUGGCCAUGACCGAGGGCCUGUUGAAGGAGGGGAAGAUCAAGGCGCACAAGCAGACCGUGGGCAAGGAUGGGUUGGAGGGUGUGCUGAAGGGCAUGGAGGAUAUGAAGAAUGGGAAGGUGAGUGGGGAGAAGUUGGUCUAUCGGGUGGCUGAGACGCCGUGA
Cladophialophora carrionii CBS 160.54 is the source of this 1044-nucleotide messenger RNA. RefSeq lists its product as uncharacterized. The transcript has 2 exons. The record is from RefSeq and is a predicted model, not a curated record. Lineage: Eukaryota; Fungi; Ascomycota; Eurotiomycetes; Chaetothyriales; Herpotrichiellaceae. Gene Ontology annotation, molecular function: oxidoreductase activity, acting on NAD(P)H. The coding region runs from base 1 to 1044 and encodes 347 amino acids.